UACGGUGCAAACCUAACACACACACACACAAGCACCUUUGCUUCCUCUAGCUCUAGCUUCUCUUGCUCUCUUCUCCUCCCUUGCCCUAGUUUCCUUGCUUCAUAUAUCCAUCUCUCUAUACUAGCUUCUUGUCACAAACACGGAAAUUGAUGAGCAAUAUGGUUGGCACAAUGGAUGAAGGGAGGAUCAUUGAAUAUUUCAAGAACAAGACCGUCCUCAUCACUGGAUCAACAGGCUUUCUUGGAAAGAUAUUGGUGGAGAAGAUAUUGAGGGUUCAGCCUGAUGUCAGGAAGAUCUAUCUCCCGGUGAGAGCGGUAGACUCAGCGACUGCAAAGCAACGGAUGCAGACCGAGGUGAUAGGGAAGGAGCUGUUUGGGCUUCUGAAGGAGCAGCACGGCAAGGGGUUUGAGUCUUUCAUCGAUGCCAAGGUUGUUCCACUGGCUGCAGACAUGAUGCAUCACAACCUGGGCCUCGAGGACUCCACCCUGCGAGAGAUCACCCAGGACCUCAACAUCAUCGUCAAUGGAGCUGCCACUACCAACUUCUACGAAAGGUACGACGUGUCUCUGGAUGUGAACGUGAUGGGGGUGAAGUACCUGUGCCAGCUUGCCAAGAAGUGCGCCAAAUUGGAGGUGUUCCUGCAUGUCUCCACAGCUUACGUGUGUGGCGAGAAGCAAGGGGUGGUGAAGGAGAGGGCAUUCAGGGUGGGCGAGACGCUUCGGGAGGGGACGCAGCUGGACAUCGAGGAGGAGGUGCGGCUGGUGGCCGAGCAGAAGCAGCGGCUGGAGGAGGCCGGCGACGUCAAGGCGGAGAGGAAGGCGAUGAAGGAGCUCGGGCUGGAGAGGGCGCGCCACUUCGGCUGGCCCAACACGUACGUCUUCAGCAAGGCCAUGGGGGAGAUGAUGCUGCAGGAGCAGCUGGUGGGCCGCGGGAGCGGCAUCGCCGUGGUGAUCGCGCGCCCCAGCAUCAUCACCAGCGUCCACCGCGACCCGCUGCCCGGGUGGAUCGAGGGCACCCGCACCAUCGACGCCAUCAUCAUCGGCUACGCCAAGCAGAGCCUCUCCUGCUUCCUCGCCGACCUCGACCUCAUCAUGGACGUGGUGCCCGGCGACCUGGUGGUGAACGCGAUGAUGGCGGCGAUGGCGGCGGCGGCGGAGCCGGAGCUGACGGUGUACCACGUGACGUCGUCGGUGCGGAACCCGGCGGCGUACGCGGUGCUGUACCGGACGGGGUUCCGGUACUUCACGGAGAACCCGCGGGUGGGGAAGGACGGGAGGGUGGUGCGGACGAGGGAGAUGCACUUCUUCCGCAGCAUCGCGUCGUUCCGGGCGUUCAUGGCGGUGGCGUACGCGCUGCCGCUGCAGCUGCUCCGGCUGCUGUCCCUCCUCUGCUUCGGCCUGCUCUUCGCCCGGCGCUACGCGGAGCUGUCCCGCAAGUACGCCUUCGUCAUGCACCUCGUCGACCUCUACGGUCCCUUCGCCCUCUUCAAGGCCUGCUUCGACGACCUCAACAUGGACACCCUCCGCUCCUCCUUCUCCAUGGCUUCCUCGUCUCGUCUCUUCCACAUGGACCCCAAGGCCAUCGACUGGGACGACUACUUCUACAGGAUCCACAUCCCCGGCGUCAUCAAGUACGUCCUCAAAAAGUGAUCCCAUUCCCGACGACGACCACCACCACUAUCAUCUUCUUCUUCAUCGCUGUGUCAAUUAAUUAAGCUACUCGACUCGACUGGACUGGACUAUCCAUUACACAAAUCGAAUCAAUUGUUAAUGCAUCGAUCAUGCUUUCUUUUUUAAGUACCGUAUCUCUUUUCGAUUAAUUCUAUAAUUAUUAUUCAGAUUGAGAUUGAGAUUGAGAUUGAGAUUGCUCCCCUUUUCCUUCCUUCCUUGUAUACAUAUACAUACAUAUAUACUAAAAUA
Molecule: messenger RNA, 1919 nt
Organism: Oryza brachyantha (malo sina)
Lineage: Eukaryota; Viridiplantae; Streptophyta; Magnoliopsida; Poales; Poaceae
Product: putative fatty acyl-CoA reductase 7
Exons: 5
Coding region: 150-1649 (499 amino acids)
Biological process (GO): long-chain fatty-acyl-CoA metabolic process; suberin biosynthetic process
Cellular component (GO): intracellular membrane-bounded organelle
Molecular function (GO): alcohol-forming very long-chain fatty acyl-CoA reductase (NADP+) activity
Source: RefSeq, a predicted model, not a curated record